Molecule: messenger RNA, 1242 nt
Organism: Marchantia polymorpha subsp. ruderalis
Lineage: Eukaryota; Viridiplantae; Streptophyta; Marchantiopsida; Marchantiales; Marchantiaceae
Source: the annotation of a GenBank genome assembly
CCAGUAAUCUCACAAUGGUAGAUUCAAUUCUCCCAAACAAUUGUUUCGAUAAAUAACACUUUCUUUAAUGGCAAGCCGACCACCAAGAAAAUCGCGAAUAUUCGCCUCAUUGCAAAAGGGAACCACAGAUUUGAGUCGUUUGAGUUGAAUGGGCUUGCUUGCGGUCCUCUUCACCAUCGUCCAGCUCAGCUGCCCCCAACGGGCAGAUGAUUGCUGCUGCGUCCAGAAGAUGUGGCAUUUGACCGAAGUUCCGGGAUCUGACUUAGUCCCUCAUGAGGCCCAGGCCCAGGCCCAACCCCAACCCCAACUCAUGUCUCCCCCUGCCAAGAAAAUGCGCAAGUUUUCCACACCCGGCCAAGACCCUCUUUGUCCGUAGGUAUCUACAGUCGCCUUCUCCACUGUGGCCUCAGCUUGGGGGCGAAUGUCAACUCUUGACAAGACUCGAUCGCAUCCGCCCUCGAUCGCUUCGUGCUUUCAUCCCCUGCGCUCGAUUUCCAUGGCUUUGCCGAAGCCAAUUUGAAGAGAAGUGGAAGGAGCUGCCCCUCCCGCAGUCCCCACGAGACUUCCCUUUCGAGCUCGUUCGUCCCGUUGGGCCAAUGCUGCCAGGGAGGAAAGUCCAGCUCAACCGAUUGCGUGGGGGCAACAACAAGCACAUCUGGGGCCUGGGCCAUCCGUGGUUGCGAGAGUUUAGGCCUCACGAUUGUACCCCAUUUGAGGACACAGAGAGAAAGAGCGACAGAUUGCCGCCGUCUAUGGCUUCGUGCACUGUGGAUGUUCGGUCUUGCUCAUGUUUUCAUUCAUCUAAUGCAAGGCCAAGAGAAGAGACGAGGUUCGAUCUGCGCAAUCUAGCACCGUCGGCAUUUAUUCGAUGAGUAGAGACAUCCACGGACUCACUCACCGCCUGCCUGCCUACAACAUCAGAAGCCCGGGCGCUUGUUUGGCUCGGCGCCGAACAGUGCACAUCGAAUGGGCAGGACGAGGGAGUGUCUGGGGGAGGGAGGGAUUCCCAGUGCAGUACGCAAGUAUCUCCUCGCCCCGGUCAAAAGCUGCAUCUCGCGCAUCUGGCGCGCGCGAGAGAGAGGAAGUUCCGCUGAUCUAUCAGCGCAGCUAAAAUGCCACCACGUCAUGCGCCCCCCACCUCGCGCACGCUCUCUCGCGGUUCGGCGCUCGGCAGGAUGGACCAUGACACGCACAAGCCCCAAAAGACGGCCUUAGCCCAAGCCCGCUACCAGCCCCCACCGG